AUGGAGACCGAGACUGAGACACAGACUGCGACGGCUACCGUCCAGGUCGCAACGCCUGAGCACGCGGAUCUCUCUGGUAAGGCCAGACAAACGUGGCGUGCUGCACUUAAGCUGCGGAAGAUCUUGACAAAGCACCUGGAAAAGCUUCCUAAGGAGAGCAACUCCGGCGUUGAUAUCUCUCAAUUUGAAGCAAUAGAUUCGGUCCUGGAAAAAUUCCGACUCGCCUGCGUACAGACCAUAUACCUCGACUAUGAGUAUGCUGUCGCCGAGCAUACCGACCAGAUCAUGUGGACAGUACACACUAGUAUCAACAACGAAUACCGACGAGCCCUGGGCCGCCUCCGACACCUGGCGCACAACUCGGACAAGCAGAAGGCCGAUAAGACGACCAACGACAAGCGCAAUGGUGACAAAUCCAAGGGUGAGAAACAAGCUGCCCCGAAGCAGAAGAAUGACAAGCGCAAUGUCGAGAAGAGGAAGUUCGGAGAUAAGUACCAGGGCUUUCUGCAUGUUGCUCAGGAGUUCUACAAGGGUUAUGUGCAGCGCCUUUCUGCACGAUACGAUAUUCCUGAGCUAAAGCGUAUUGCCAAGGGAAUCGAGGUCGACGGAUCCCCAACCAGCGACGCCAUCAGUCCUGUCCCCGGUUCGAUUUAUUCACUGGUCAUCAACUCUUGCCAUUUCACCCUAAUCUGCCUUGGCGAUCUGGCACGCUACCUGGUCCAGUCAGGACUGAAGAAGUCGAGCUACAGAAUCGCAUUGGCUUACUACAGUCUCGCCCACGACCUUAAACCCGUCUCUGGCUUUCCUUUCCACCAGAUGGGUAUCAUCAGCCUUGAGGAGGGCAAAGAUCUAGACAUCCUCUACUACUUCUACAGGAGCAUUGCAACAGCCGAUCCUCACCCAAACGCGAAGCAAAGUCUUGAGUCCAAGUUCAAGAACAUUUUCCAGCCGGAUAAGAAUCCGCCUAAGAAGCUAGCCCGUGUGCCGACUGAUGCAUUUGUCACUUGGUUCGCAAAGCUUCAUGCUUCAUACUACAGGGAUGAGACCAUGGCAGGCAGUUCCGAGCUCGAGAGAGAAGUCUUGCACCGACUUGAUAUGGCCUCCAAGAACCCGGAACAAGCUAAUGUUCUGUUCAAAAUGGCCUUGAUUAAUAUGGCAAGCUUUUACGUUGCUUCUCAGAAAUAUACUGAGGCUCAAACACCCGCAGCAUCACGAUUCUGCCACCAUACCCUGCGCAUCAACGCACAGUUUAUUCUUGCCUUUUGCUCGGCUCUUGCUUCAGAACUCACUGACAUUGUUGGCCGUGAGAGCCCACCAUCUGAGGACCCAGCCACGGCUAAAUCGUCUCCUGUCAUUGAGGCGCUUCUACCUCUGCUGCGCAUCUACGGUAUGUGGCUUGCCGCACGUCGCCAGGAAAUAUUUGCCGCUGGUCAGGCUCUUGGUGCGGUGCUGCCAGAGAUGAUGAAGGCUAUUUCUAAAGUGUUCUCGUUGUUGUGCAGCAACACGUACACCAAUGAAGACCUGGCAUCCUGCCCGUAUCUUCUCACCGAAGAUGUCGAAACUCAGGGACUGCUUCCUCUUGCAGAGGACCAAGUGCCAGAGGCUUGUCGAUCAUACUUUUCCGAAAAUGGUGUCUUGAAAUCAAGGCUGUUGUCCCAAGCACACCGACUUCCCCUAUUCCAAGAGAUGCUGGCAAGAAUUUUGGACAUUCUUCGAUGUGCCUACUUUCUGGCUGAAGAAAGCUUGUGCCCUCUUGGCUACCAUGUUACUGAACAGGGUCUUGUAUUUGAAUACCAGCAGGUAUCGGUCCAGAUCGAACCUGUUCCUCAGCCAAUGUCAAUUGUGAACUCACCUGUACGGGAGAUCAAGAGCAAAACCAAGACUGCAAGCCGUCAGCGCAACGUGGCUGACACCCGGCAGGUACAGAGUCACCCAGCAGUCAAGAGUGCCGCGAGAAGGUCCUUUGUUGCAUCUCCUGAGACUCAGAGCCCCCAGGAGGAGCCUCUACCCGAUGAUGCUGACACUACUGUCAUCAAUAUGCUUGCCCCUUUCUUGAGACCACCUACACCCGAGCAGGGUCAAGCUGGCCACCGAUCGACUGACGAAACCUCCUAUGGAAUGAACAGCGCUACGGCAAACGAGGUCUUUGGUUUGCUCCAUGCUGAGCCCAGCCAUGCAGGCUCUACCCCCUCGGGCAAGUUUGAACCCCUGCCCUGGGACUGGGUCUACACGCCUACACCUCACAAAGGUAGCGACCCUUCGGCCUCUGCAUACAAAGAUGCUUUCGAUGCUAAGCUCAGCCCUAACCUCUCAUCCCGGGAGAUGUCACGAAAUGUUAGCACAUUUGAGGAUCCCUUUUCCAACUCCACACCUCAGCCCUUACCUGUGCAGAUCCCCCGGGCUACUAGUGGUAUGAUGGCCAGUCCUCGCAUCGCCUCUACCGCCGAGGAGGCUCACCGUAACAAUCUACUUCAGACCUUUGGCAGCUCCAGCGCCCCUCGCACUUCCGCCUUCAGCCAAUGGGGCCAGAACAUGAACCGCGGGCUUAAAGAGGCUGUCCCACAAUCCUAUGGCCAUCAGGCCAUGAACGGUUACCCCAUGUCCUCUACCGUAUCCGGUUUCUCCCAUCCAAGCAGCCUUUAUCAAGGUACGCCUGCCAAUGAAGCCAACUGUGGUAUGCCAACUGGUGGUUACAUGGACAUGAACCGAUAUGAGCGCAAUCGCACUCAGGAUUCCGCGCCCCCUUCGUCGGGACGACGCUUUCAGAUGGAUGAGACGACAUCUAGCUACGAUGCUGCCAUUUUACAGGCUGCUUUUUACGGCAAUAAGUGA
Messenger RNA from Fusarium sp. VM40, 2832 nucleotides. The record is from the annotation of a GenBank genome assembly. NCBI's taxonomy places the organism in Eukaryota, Fungi, Ascomycota, Sordariomycetes, Hypocreales, Nectriaceae.